Molecule: messenger RNA, 1177 nt
Organism: Pelobates fuscus (common spadefoot toad)
Lineage: Eukaryota; Metazoa; Chordata; Amphibia; Anura; Pelobatidae
Gene: PSMB2
Product: proteasome 20S subunit beta 2
Exons: 6
Coding region: 112-711 (199 amino acids)
Biological process (GO): proteasomal protein catabolic process
Cellular component (GO): proteasome core complex, beta-subunit complex; nucleus; cytosol
Source: RefSeq, a predicted model, not a curated record
GUGCGAUGACGUCAGAGCGUCACUGCCGGUGUUCCUGGAGGUGAUUUGCUGUGUAACGUCCACAGGCCGCAACGAGGAACCGAGUGCUGAAGCGCAGACCAAGCCGACUGAAUGGAGUAUCUGAUCGGGAUCCAGGGCUCGGACUACGUGCUGGUAGCGGCCGACACGGUGUGCGCGAAUAGCAUCAUCCAGAUGAAGCAUGAUGCUGACAAAAUGUUUAAGAUGAGUGAAAAGAUUCUGCUCCUCUGUGUGGGGGAAGCUGGAGACACAGUGCAGUUUGCAGAGUACAUUCAAAAGAAUGUUCAGUUGUACAAGAUGAGAAAUGGUUAUGAAUUAUCUCCCACAGCAGCUGCAAAUUUCACACGUAAAAAUCUUGCUGAUUAUCUGCGGAGUCGGACUCCAUACCAUGUUAACUUAUUGUUGGCUGGUUAUGACGAACACGAUGGACCCUCUCUGUACUACAUGGAUUAUAUGGCUGCGUUGGCUAAGGCACCCUUUGCAGCACAUGGCUAUGGAGCCUUUCUCACUCUGAGCAUCCUAGACCGCUACUAUAAACCAGAUUUGACAAGAGAGGAAGCAAUACAGCUGCUUAAGAAAUGCGUAGCAGAGCUCGAGAAGCGCUUCAUUCUGAGCUUACCAUCAUUCACAGUGAGGAUUAUUGAUAAGGAUGGGAUCCAUGAUCUGGACAGUAUUCCUGCCGCAAGCGUGUGAUUUUUACCCUUUCCCAGAUGAACCCUCUCCUCCUCCCUUUUUUUUUUAUUUUUUUUUUUCUUACAUCAAUUUCUAUAACUUUUUUGAAACUAGCUUAAAUAAAUUGCUUUGUGCCAGUGACAUAUGAGGCUAGUAAAAUCUCAAAAAGCCUCUUGUUGUUACCAAAGCACUGUAAAUUACAGGGACUCCCUUCAUCUGCAGCCACAGAAGCAAACUUUGUCUGUUGUAUAUCCCUGCUAAUAAACAGGUUAUUAGAAAGUGGUUUGUACUGGCCCUGAAUAUAAAUGUUUUUUUUUAUAUUUGUCUCAGAGGGGAUAUGACAGGGCUAUACAGAUGUAUUAAACUGGCAGGAAUACACAAGAGGUCCUCUAUUGAGAAGUCAAGAAAUGUGAUUUUUGCUUGUAGCAGAGGAAAAUAUGCUUUACAGUAGGAAAAAUAAAGGUAUAAAAUCCUCUGCCCUGCAAGA